ACGUGACUCGAGUCUUGUGACAGUGCGGCGAGGAGAAACGUCGCUUGAGUUUGAUAAGGAGUUUCUGUCGUGAAGUUAUCCAGUUUUCUCUCUUAAACGAGAGAAGUAAAGAAAAGUUGGCCAUGGCGCAUCUUUAGGACGUUUGGCCGUCUUAACAGCCGUUCCUGUCCGUUGCACAGAGCGGGUUGAAGUCGCAUGGGGAGAGCGGAGAACUUUGGUCUGGUUUGUGUUUGUGAGUCCAGUGAUCAUCCAGUGCUAGUUUGCUGAAGUGCAGAGGACGCCUCAGACCGGGUAUGGAUACUAAACCUCUUCUCCAGGACAGACCUCCAGCCUACAACACAGUCCCAGCCGCCUGCGACUACGGCUCGAUCCCCGCGACGGUGUUAAAUGGAGGUGAACUCUGUCCCGCAGGUUUCCCAGCUGCCACGUCAGGUUAUCCAGCGGCCCCAGCACCGCCUGCCGCCGUAGCCAGCCAGCCGGCCUACACCAGCAGCUACACCAUCGUCCAGCCCUCUGUGGUGGUGGUGGGAGGAUGUCCGGCCUGCAGGGUCGGCGUGCUGGAGGAUGAUUUCACCUGUCUGGGAAUCUUGUGUGCCAUAUUCUUCUUUCCUCUGGGAAUUCUCUUCUGCCUGGCCCUGCGUCAGAGGAGAUGUCCAAACUGUGGAGCCACAUUCGGCUAGAGGGACCAAAAGCCUGCCGUCGUCUUUUUAAUUCAGUUUUAAGCAUCAGCAUAGUUCCUCUGUAAUCACUGCACAUGAUAAUGCCAAAUGUCGCUUAUGUAACGUUAAGUUAGUAACCAGACACAAACUCUUUGAUUAAUAUAAGAUGGUGCAUGUGACGGCUGUCCAUGUUUUUACAUGCCUCGCAAGCGCUAUUUGCUGAUUUUGUUGUUCUUUAUAUCAAAUCUUAAAGCCAAUCACUAGUGCCUUUAUGAUGGCAGAGAAAGCAUAAACUAAAUGAGCCGGGACUCACUGAGGGUAAAUCCCACACCACUCACUUCCAGUAACAUUGUGUGUGUAAAUGAAACGUGAAAAUGAGCAUCACUGUCGUUCAUUUUGUUUUUGUUCACUAUAAUAUGCUCCCUAAUCAGUCACAUCUUAGUCAAGAUCAAAAAGCAUUGUCUCUGUUCAUUUUUGUGUGUGCUUGAUUUAAAA
Molecule: messenger RNA, 1154 nt
Organism: Sinocyclocheilus grahami
Lineage: Eukaryota; Metazoa; Chordata; Actinopteri; Cypriniformes; Cyprinidae
Product: brain protein I3-like
Exons: 3
Coding region: 294-680 (128 amino acids)
Source: RefSeq, a predicted model, not a curated record